UAUUCCCGGUGUCCCUGCAGGUGUUCCCGCUGUCCCCCAGGUGUCCCUGCAGGUGCCACCCCCGGGCCAUGACCGUCACCUACACGUCCCGCGUGGCCACCGCGCGCUUCGGGGGCUUCUCCCAACUGCUGCUGCUGUGGAGGGGCAGCAUCUACAAACUGCUGUACCGGGAACUGCUGCUCUUCCUGGCGGCCUACCUGGGGCUGAGCCUGGCCUACAGGUUCCUGCUGUCCGAGGCCCAGCGCCGCCUGUUCGAGAAGCUCGCGCUCUACUGCGACAAAUCCGCGAACCUGAUCCCGGUGUCCUUCGUGCUCGGUUUCUACGUGGCGCUGGUGCUGGAGCGCUGGUGGGGUCAGUUCCGGACGGUGCCGGCCCCGGACGGGCUGAUGGUGGCCGUGGCCGGGAGUGUCCACGGGGCGGACGCGCGGGGGCGGCUCCUGCGCCGGACGCUGCUGCGCUACGGGAGCCUGGCGGCGCUGCUGGUCCUCAGGGCGGUCAGCACACCUGUGUAUAAGAGAUUUCCCACCACUGACCACCUGGUGCAGGCCGGGUUCCUGACGCGCGAGGAGCGCCGCCGGCUGGAGGGGCUGCGCUCGCCCUACAACAAGUUCUGGGUUCCCUGCGCCUGGUUCGGGGCGCUGGCGGGGCAGGCGCGGCGCGAGGGGCGGGUCCGGGACGACUGCGCCCUCAAACUGCUCAUGGAGGAGCUGAACCGGUUCCGGGCCCACUGCAGCCUCCUGUUCCACUACGACUGGAUCAGCGUGCCACUGGUGUACACCCAGGUGGUGACCAUCGCCGUGUACACCUUCUUCCUCACCUGCCUGAUCGGGCGCCAGUUCCUGGACCCCGCCCAGGGCUACGCGGGCCACGAGCUGGACCUGGGCGUGCCCGUGUUCACCCUGCUGCAGUUCUUCUUCUACGUGGGCUGGCUCAAGGUGGCCGAGCAGCUCAUUAACCCCUUCGGGGAGGAUGAUGAUGAUUUCGAGACCAACACCCUGAUCGACCGAAACUUCCAGGUGUCCAUGCUGGCCGUGGACGAGCUCUACGGCCAGGUGCCGUCCCUGGAGCGGGAUCGUUACUGGGACUCCGCCUGCGCCCAGGCCCCGUACACGGCGGCGGCGCCGCGGCAGCGCCAGCCCGCGUUCCGCGGCUCGGCCUUCGACGUCACCCUGGCCAAGGAGGAGAUGCAGUUCCAGCCCCUGGAGGACAUCGGGGACCCCCUGGGGGACCCCCUGGACCCCCCGAUCCCCCCCCCCAAGAGCAGCUCCGAGGGGGGGGGCGGCGGCCCCGAGACCCCCCCGGGAUUUGGGGACCCCCAGGAGCGGUGGCUGCUGCACCCCAGCGCCGAGCACGCCGUGUGA
Messenger RNA from Catharus ustulatus (Swainson's thrush), 1361 nucleotides. RefSeq names its product bestrophin 2 (gene BEST2). The record is from RefSeq and is a predicted model, not a curated record. Gene Ontology annotation, molecular function: chloride channel activity. Lineage: Eukaryota; Metazoa; Chordata; Aves; Passeriformes; Turdidae. The coding region runs from base 69 to 1361 and encodes 430 amino acids. The transcript is spliced from 9 exons.